CCCUCUUCUCUUUUCUUUUUGAACCUUUUUUUUUUUUUUAAUACUCUCUCCCCACUCUUUUUUUUUUCUUCACUACCUUCUUUUUCAUUUAAAGGAAAAAAAAAAAGAAAACCAUGGCAUCCAAACUUCUUUCCAAUACCCUCCCUCGUGCUGCCUUUAGCAACAAGUUUGUUCGUCCUUUAGCCACUGCUGCUUCUCAAACUACUCGUACCACUGUUCUUCCUAACGGUUUUACUGUUGCCACUGAAGAACAUGGUUCCACUGGUACUGCCACUGUUGGUGUAUGGAUCAAUGCUGGUUCUCGAGCUGAAACUGCUUCUACCAAUGGUGCUGCUAACUUCAUUCAAGCUGCUGCUCUCAAGAACAAUGCUUCUACUUUUGAAAAAUUGGGCGGUGGAUUGAAUGCUAAUACUUCUCGUGAACAAACCUACUAUGCCAGUCAAGCCAAUGCUGGUAAUCUCGAUGCUACUGUUGCUGGUUUGUCUGAACUUGUUUCUGGAGAUAUCGCCAACAUCGACAGUGUUCGAGGUUCUGUUUUGAAGCAACAAGUGGAAAAUGAUAACAACUUGGAACAAGUGACUUUUGAUCAUUUGCACGCCAUGGCUUAUCAAGGUGAAUCUUUGGGUCGUCCUGUUGUAGGUGUCAAGGAAACUGUUGAAGCUUUGACCAAGGAAGAUUUGUCUGCUUUCAAGAAGGAAAACUAUGCUGCUGAUCGUAUGGUACUUGUGGGUGCUGGUAACGUUGAUCAUGAUGCUUUGGUGCGUUUGGCAGAAAAGACUUUUGGUCAAUUGACCAACACCGGUGUUACUUCCUCUUCUUCCAAGCCUGCUUUCACUGGUUCUGAAAUCCGUUUACGUGAUGAUGUUCUUCCUCAAGCUCAUAUUGCUUUGGCUGUUGAAGGUGCCUCUUAUUUGUCUGCUGAUUACUUUUCUUUGGCUGUGAUGUCUACAUUGAUUGGUUCUUGGGAUCAAAACUUGGGUGCUGCCGCCAACUUGUCUUCUCGUUUGUCCACCAUCGUUCAUGACAAUCAUUUGGCUAACUCUUUCACUUCUUUCAAUAAGGGUUACAAGGAUACUGGUUUAUGGGGUCUCUACUUUACCAGUGACAACAAAUUGCAAUUGGAUGACUUUGUGCAUUUCGCUCAAAAGGAAUGGAUCCGUCUCUCCACCACCGUCACUGAAUCCGAAGUCGAACGUGCCAAGCAACAACUCCAAGCUUCUCUCUUACUUCAAUUGGAUUCCAACCAAGCUAUUGCCCAAGAUAUUGGUUCUCAAGUCUUGACCACUGGUAAGCGUUUGUCUGCUGAUGAAAUCAAGCAAGCCGUUCAAAAGGUCUCCUUGGCUGAUGUUCGUAAUGCUGGUAACAAGUAUCUCUGGGAUCAAGAAGUUGUUGUUACCGGUGUUGGUCCUGUAGAAUGCUUGACUGAUUACAACCGUGUUCGUGGUUUCAUGUCUUACAACAGAUUCUAAAUCGUUUCUCUUUUUAGUAGUAGUAGUAGCAGUAGAUAGUUAGUCUUUUAUUUUUAUUUUUGUCUCUUAUAUACAUAUAUUCUUUUUUUUCCCACCACCCUCUUAUCUUCUUAUUAGUCGCUUCAUUCCAUUCUUCCCAUAUACAACUUAUUAUUUAUCAUCAGUAGUAGAAAAGAAAAAAGAAGACGAAAUAAACUGUUGAAUUCGAAUAGAAGGUAUACAUAUA
This is a messenger RNA of Halteromyces radiatus, 1695 nucleotides long. Its product is annotated as Metalloenzyme, LuxS/M16 peptidase-like protein. Gene Ontology annotation, cellular component: mitochondrion. The record is from RefSeq and is a predicted model, not a curated record. Gene Ontology annotation, molecular function: metal ion binding; metalloendopeptidase activity. The transcript has 3 exons. The coding region runs from base 114 to 1469 and encodes 451 amino acids. Lineage: Eukaryota; Fungi; Mucoromycota; Mucoromycetes; Mucorales; Cunninghamellaceae.